Molecule: messenger RNA, 467 nt
Organism: Fulmarus glacialis (Northern fulmar)
Lineage: Eukaryota; Metazoa; Chordata; Aves; Procellariiformes; Procellariidae
Product: calretinin-like
Exons: 4
Biological process (GO): regulation of presynaptic cytosolic calcium ion concentration; regulation of long-term synaptic potentiation
Cellular component (GO): nucleus; dendrite; terminal bouton
Molecular function (GO): calcium ion binding
Source: RefSeq, a predicted model, not a curated record
GAAAUGGCUACAUCGAAGGCAAAGAGCUGGAAAACUUCUUCCAGGAGCUGGAAAGCGCAAGGAAGGGGGCGGGUGUGGACGCCAAGAACGACAACUUGGGCGACAAGAUGAAAGAGUUCAUGCACAAGUACGACAAAAACGCGGACGGCAAGAUUGAGAUGGCGGAGCUGGCCCAGAUCCUGCCCACGGAGGAGAAUUUCCUGCUGUGUUUCCGCCAGCACGUGGGCUCCAGCUCGGAGUUCAUGGAGGUGAGCGGGGUGGGCUGCGCCAGGGCUCCCUGCGGGAUUCGGUCCCCGGUGCCCGGCUCCACCACGGAGAAACGCAUCAGGAGGCGGGAUGGGGGCAUCCCAGUUUGGAUGGUGCUGGUUUUGGGGGAAAAGCAGGAGUGUGAUGAGUUUUCCCAGUCCUCGGCGCUCCUCGGGCACCUCUCAGGGCAGCCGGGCACCUCGUCCCGGUCUCCAGACGAG